Effrenium voratum is the source of this 2958-nucleotide messenger RNA. Lineage: Eukaryota; Dinophyceae; Suessiales; Symbiodiniaceae. The record is from the annotation of a GenBank genome assembly.
AGCAUAAGGAGGAUAGUCAAUUUGGCCCGGCGCGUUCCCGCGUCGCCAGGCAACGCCAUGGCGGAGGAUGCCCCGGCCGCGGAGGGCGAGACGACCAACCUCAACGAGAGCACCCUGGAUUGGCCGGUGAAGCAGCGGUCGUGCACGGAUGCUUGGUGCCUCAUUGUCUACCUCGCCGGCUGGGCCGGGUUUGGCUUUGUCACCAUGCUGGGCUUCCAGGAGGGCAACCCCACCAAGUUGUACGCACCCCGUGACUAUGCGGGUAGUUACUGCGGCGUGGACAGCAACUGGCAGACGGGCUACAACCUGAAUGGCUUUCCAAGCCUCAGCUUCACUAUGAACGUCACGGCCACGACGGACCUGAUCGUGAAAGAGCUGAUUUGCUCGGCGGCGGCACGGGAUGCAUUGACCUCCGGCACCACGCCACUGCUGAGCACCUUUGAAGCGCGGCAGGCAUACCUUUGUGACUGCUGCCUCUCACCCUGCGAGAAGUGCAGCGGAAGCUACAAGACGGACAAGUUGGAUGGCAGCAACGUUCAGGGCGCCAUCUCGGGGAAGAUGUCGGAGCUCACGGGCGGCGCCAACUCGCUCUUCGACCCCAGCGGCGCCAACGGUGACUUCUUCACGAACAUUUGGAGCCAAGCGACGAAGUACUUCAACAUGGUUUGCCUGACGAGCUGCGAUGUGAGCUUCGAGUCUGUGAACUCUUCCUCGCGGUCCUGGACCUACGAAAUGGCGCCAGACAAUCCCCUGGCCUCGUACUGGGCCCUGCUGAAAGCAAGCGGGCCGACCGCCAUCAAGGACACCAUCAGCUCCUCCUUCACCUUCAAAGCCUUGCCCACCUCCGUCUGCAAUUACCCCGAUUCGAAGUGCGUGCCGAUGCCCGGGGUGAAGUUCAGUGAGACGGUGCCGGGAUACUGCAGUUUCGGCAUGACGGAGGUGGUGACCAAGCAGCUCGGCAGCGCCAUGUCGGAAGCCUUCGGCUCCAUCAGCACGGAGGCCUUCCAGAACCAGCUGGCAGACUUCCAGAACUUCGGGACCCUGUUCGGGGAGGCCAUCAAGACCGCGGAUACCUUCGCCCUCACGGCGGUCAGCUGCUUGAUCAUCGCCUUUGUGUACCUGAUUCUGCUUCGGUUCCUCCUGGGCACCUGCGUUUGGACAGCUUUGUUGGCGGUGCUGGUGUUGCUCCUGUUCGGCGGCGGGCUCCUCUUCGCCCGAGCCAGCCAGUGUCAGGGCGCGGAGUUGUUCGACACGGGCUUCCAGAUGGUGGUGGCCACAGCCACGUACGUCCAGCACCAUGCUACCAGUACCUUGCAGCAAGCUGUGGACCCCAACAGCUACGAGGUCUUCAGCGAGGAGCUUGUUGGCGAUGGCUACAACUACACAGGAGCGCAGCUGCGGACGGUGGACGGCUACACUUGCAUCCCGUGGGGUACCAACAACACGGAUGCCGAGUACUACACACAGGAGACCUUUCCGAACAACGACCUCCGUGGCAGCUACUGCCGAAAUCCGUACGACGCCUCCUCGGCGACCGCGGACAGCAAGGCGAGGACCAUUUGGUGCUUCACCUCGGACACCCAGGUGACGUGGCAGGAGUGUCGGCCCAUAGGGGUGAUCCGACCCCCCUGCCAAAAUGGCUACGCAGUAUCAGAUGAGACGAUUCGGCUGGUCAUGGAGUAUUGCGGGUACGCUGUGUGGGUGAUGGGCCUGCUGUACCUGUUCCUGAUCCUCUGCUUCUGCAGCCGGAUCCGCGAAGCCAUCGCCAUCAACAAGGUGGCGGCCAUGUUCGUGGCCAGCAACCCCACGGUGGUCGUAGUGCCCAUCGUGCAGGCGGUCCUGGCAGUCGCCUGGAUUGGGAUCUGGGUCUUCUGCGCUUCCUUUCUGCUCUCCCAAGUGCCGGCAGACUAUACGCCAACCGGCGCUUACGCCACCUACGCGGAGGCCUAUGGCACCUCCACCACGCCUGGGCAAUGCACAGGCAAGUGGCCCACCGGAUUCGUGUACAAGGACGAGGACAACUGCGAGAUGUCGAACGGGACAGCCAUGUGCUGGAAGUGCGCCCAGCCGCGGUAUGCCUUCGACUGGCGCUUUGCGUGCUCCUUCUUCAUGCUGCUGUGGAACAACGCCUUCAACAUCGCCUGUGGGCAGUUCAUUGUGGCGGCGGCCGCGGCGACGUGGUUCUUCAAACCCAACGAAGAGAAGGGAAAGAAAGGAGUCACGGGGCAGGCGGUGGGGAUCGCCUUCCGGUACCACUUGGGGUCCUUGGCCUUCGGCUCCUUCGUCAUCGCGGUGGUGCAGUUCAUUCGUUAUGUGAUGAUGUACCUUGAGAAGCAGGCGCAGGCGCAAAAGAACAAGGUCGUGGCGAUGGUCCUAAAGCUCCUGCAGUGCUGCCUCUGGUGCUUGGAGAAGUUCCUGAAGUUUGUGAGCAAGAAUGCUUACAUCCAGAUCGCCAUUGAGGGCUUCAACUUCUGCACGGCUGCCCAAAAGGCGUUCUACCUCAUCUUGAGCAACGCGCUGCGCUUCGGGGCCGUGGCGCUGCUGCUCUCGGUGAUCAAUCUCGUGGGGUAUCUGUUUAUCAUUGCUGCGACGGUGGCAGUUGGCUACUUGCAGCUGAUCAACAUGCACCCCGACGCCUCGCCAAUCAUCCCCAUCGUAAUGUACGUGGUUUGCGGCUACACGGUCUCGCACCUCUGCAUGAACAUCUAUGGCCUGGCGGCUUCGACCUUCCAGCAGUGUUUCUUGCUCUGUGAGGAGAACAAGGAGAAGAUUGAAGGUCAGCAUGACUUCAUCCCAGCGCAGAUGCUUUCAAUGCUGCAGCUCGAGCCAUUGGAGGAUGAAGAGCCGAGAGAGAAGGACAAGGAAUGAGUGGCCAGCAGCUGGCCCUUCGAGGAUGGAUGCAAGAACGUGCUGGACGUAGCCAAGCCUCCAAGUUCCUUUUUCUCUUUUGGGUUCGGA